AUGUUAUCCCAUAGAUGGGGAUGGGAAGAGAAAGAGAAAGAGCCGCUGCUGCAGGACAUCCAGGGCAAGAUUGUAUACAAGCUGAAUUCGCCUGGUGGUAUCGUAAAGUUGCGAAAGUUCUGCGAAAUUGCUCGUGAUGCGGGUUACCACUGGGCAUGGAACGAUACAUGCUGUAUAGACAAGAGCAGCAAUGUCGAGUUGCAACAAUCGCUCAACUCUAUGUUCAUCUGGUAUCAGCAUUCUGUGCUUACAAUUGUCUAUCUUUCGGAUGUUCUGCCUUCAUCUAAAUCUGGCGCUCUGGAGAGGAUUAUUAUCUUUUAUCAGAAGGAUUGGACCCCAUAUCUCAACAAUCGCUGUCGCAACCACAAAAAGUCGACUGCAAUAAUGAAGGAGUUGGAGGUUGUGACUGGUAUUGAUCGACAGGCCCUCAUCAACUUCUCCCCAGGGAUGAGCGAUGCAUGA
Messenger RNA from Suillus fuscotomentosus, 462 nucleotides. RefSeq lists its product as uncharacterized. The transcript has 2 exons. The record is from RefSeq and is a predicted model, not a curated record. The coding region runs from base 1 to 462 and encodes 153 amino acids. Lineage: Eukaryota; Fungi; Basidiomycota; Agaricomycetes; Boletales; Suillaceae.